AUGAAAUAUGUUAAUGAUUUUAAGGAGGCUUAUAAAUAUACUGGAUAUGUAUCAAUUUUUAUGUGGGUUUUAUAUUUUCAAACGUAUAUUCUUUAUCCUGGUGUAUGUGUUUUCUAAAAGCCUACUUAUACUGAAAUUCCUACAAGAUAUGCAUAUGUUUGUAUGAUUUUUUUAUUUAAUAUAGGUGAUAUGGUAGGAAAAUGGCUUGGUGGGCUUAAAUAUUUCCUUAAAAUUUCUAUUAUUUAUACAGUUAUUGUUUUAAGAUUUAUUUUUUUCCCUCUUUUUAUACUAACUGCCAGAGGACAUGAAAAAUUUCAAAGUGAUUAUUUUGCUUUUUUUAACAUCUUGCUAUUUGGAAUCACUAAUGGAUUUGGUACUACUAGUCUUAUGGUUGUUGGACCUCUUAAAACUAAUGAUCCUCGUUUAAAGGAUCUUAUCAAUUAUAUUAUAUUUUUUAUGUUAACUUUUGGAAAUUCUAUUGGAUCAAUUUUAUCUGUAGUUUUGAGUUGA
Molecule: messenger RNA, 510 nt
Organism: Ichthyophthirius multifiliis
Lineage: Eukaryota; Ciliophora; Oligohymenophorea; Hymenostomatida
Product: nucleoside transporter family protein, putative
Exons: 1
Biological process (GO): nucleoside transmembrane transport
Cellular component (GO): plasma membrane
Molecular function (GO): nucleoside transmembrane transporter activity
Source: RefSeq, a predicted model, not a curated record